Gekko japonicus is the source of this 1971-nucleotide messenger RNA. RefSeq names its product UDP-N-acetylglucosamine pyrophosphorylase 1 like 1 (gene UAP1L1). Bases 442 to 1971 code for a protein of 509 amino acids. The transcript has 9 exons. The record is from RefSeq and is a predicted model, not a curated record. NCBI's taxonomy places the organism in Eukaryota, Metazoa, Chordata, Lepidosauria, Squamata, Gekkonidae. Gene Ontology annotation, molecular function: UDP-N-acetylglucosamine diphosphorylase activity. Gene Ontology annotation, biological process: UDP-N-acetylglucosamine biosynthetic process.
AAGGGGACAAGAGCUGUCUUUGAGUCCUGGCGGAAAACAGGAUGUUGGAAGGGGGCGUUUCACCCGUCGGAGGCGAGCUGUGCAGCGGCCGUUUCUCCGUCCUUUUCUCCGCCCUCCACCUUCUGCUUUUCCCGCAGCUCGGUGGCAUCCCUCCCCCUUUCUUCAGUGACUCUUGGCCUGGCUGAUUGGACGGAGGCAGUUCGGGGGGCAGGAGGAGGGCAAGGUGGGAAGGGAGGACGGAAAAAUCACAUUCCUGCCGCCGCCGCCGCCGCCGCCGGCGGGACUCCAGGCAGAAGGGGAAGUCAGCGGCCCACGCGCGCUCCCGAGCAAAGUUGCAUCCGCUGGCAGGCGCGCAGCUCCCGGAAAAGUCGACUUUGCACGCUUGCAUCGAUUCCGCUUUACUGGGGGAACUGCAGGCAGCGGCCAGUGGAGGACAGGGCCAUGGGGCCCUCGGAAGAGGAGAUCCGGAGGCGCCUGGAGCGCGUCGGCCAGGCUCACCUGCUGCGCUUUUGGGCCGAGCUGGAACCGGCCCAGCGGAACUCUCUCUGGGAAACGCUGGUGCAGCUGGACGCCGACGAGCUGGACAAGCACUGCAAGCGGGCGGCGGAGGCCUGCGCUCGGGAGCAAGGAGGGCGGGGCCAAGUCAGGCUGAACGGCGAUCUGGAGCCCAUCCCGGCCGAGUUCUUGGGCAGCGUCUGCAGGAGCGACCGGGCGACGCUGGAGAGGUGGGAGGAAGAAGGGCUCCGUCAGAUCUCUCAGGACAAGGUGGCAGUGCUCCUUCUGGCUGGGGGACAAGGAACGCGCCUGGGGGUGUCCUAUCCCAAGGGCAUGUAUGAUGUGGGGCUGCCCAGCCACAAGACCCUUUAUCAGAUCCAGGCAGAGAGGAUUCGCAGAGUUGAGCAGCUGGCUGGCAAGCGUUUUGGCACACAGUGCAUCAUCCCAUGGUAUAUUAUGACAAGCGAGUUCACCCUGGGGCCAACUGAGAAGUUCUUCCGGGAGCACAACUAUUUUAACCUGAAGAAGUCAAACGUCAUCAUGUUUGAGCAGAGGAUGCUUCCUGCUGUCACGUUUGAUGGGAAGGCAAUCCUGGAAGAGAAGGGCAAGGUUGCCAUGGCUCCAGAUGGCAAUGGUGGUUUGUACCGUGCUCUGGUGGACAACAAGAUCCUGGAAGACCUGGAUCAGCGUGGCAUUCAGUACAUCCAUGUAUAUUGUGUGGACAACAUCCUUGUCAAAAUGGCAGAUCCGGUCUUCAUUGGCUUCUGUGUCUCUAAAGGGGCCGAUUGCGGUGCUAAGGUAGUGGAGAAAGCCUACCCCACGGAGCCUGUUGGGGUGGUGUGUCGUGUGGAUGGAGUGUGUCAGGUGGUGGAAUACAGCGAGAUCACCUUGGAAAGUGCCCAGAUGCGGAACCCCGAUGGUCACUUGACGUUCAGCGCCGGUAAUAUCUGCAAUCACUUCUUCACCCUUGGCUUCCUUCGGGAGAUAGCAGAGAAAUUCGAACCCCAGCUGAAGCACCACGUGGCGAUCAAGAAGGUGCCAUUUGUUGACGAGGAGGGCAAUCUGGUAAAGCCUCUAAAACCCAACGGGAUAAAGCUGGAGAAGUUUGUGUUUGAUGUGUUCCAGUUUUCUAAGAAUUUUGUGGCCUUUGAAGUCCCAAGAGAAGACGAAUUCUCCCCACUGAAAAAUGCAGACACUGCCGACAAAGAUACGCCCACCACGGCACGGCAGGCACUCCUGUCCCAACACUACCGCUGGGCUGUGAAGGCUGGAGCAACAUUUGUUGAUGCCAAUGGCCAAAGAAUACCUGAGAAACACAGUUUAUCAGGAGAUGAAGAGUCACCAGUUGUAUGUGAGAUUUCGCCUCUAGUCUCUUACUUUGGGGAGGGUCUAGAGACAUACCUGAAAGCAAAAAAUCUUCAGUCACCUUUUCUUCUGGAUGAAGAAGCCGUGAAAUUCAUGGCACAGCAUGAAUGA